AUGAGGAGAUCCAUGGAAACCUCAUCCCCAUCUUCUUCCGUUUCCGGAAAGAAAUUUUCCAAGAGAGUUUCCAAGAAAUCGGAUGCUCCACGCGCUGGUUCUCAUAGCGCGUGUGUUCACGCGCCUCCGUCUCUUACUUGCUUUGAUUGUUACAUGAGUUACUGGGACCGAUGGAACUCAUCGCCUAAUGGGGAGCUGAUUCAUCAAGCCAUUGAAGCAUUCGAGGAGCAAUUAGCCAAAGGGGAGAAAUCCAGCAAGAACGUUAAAGGGAAGAGGAAGGACAAAAUCAGCCGCCGGUCUUUAGAUAAGUCAUUGAAUAUUGUUUCGCCGCCGCUUUUACCAGUGCCGGAAACUCAUCCUCUGCAGAUUGAUGAAGGUUCUUCUACCGCUCAGGCGACGUCGGGAAGUAUCGAUGUGGAAGUAGAAGAGAAGACGGCGGAUGGAAGCUUAGACCCACCUCGGACUGAAGAAGAUUCGGUGGAGUCAAGAGGGGCUUUAGUGGUUAUUCCAUCGCCUCCACCGAACAGCCAUAAGGGUUUCGCCCGGAAGGUAUGGCCGGACGUGCUAGGGUUAUUCAAUUCUCGUUUAUGGAGUCUUUGGAGUCCAAAUUAG
Cucumis sativus (cucumber) is the source of this 612-nucleotide messenger RNA. RefSeq lists its product as uncharacterized. Bases 1 to 612 code for a protein of 203 amino acids. The transcript has a single exon. The record is from RefSeq and is a predicted model, not a curated record. Lineage: Eukaryota; Viridiplantae; Streptophyta; Magnoliopsida; Cucurbitales; Cucurbitaceae.